Aspergillus aculeatus ATCC 16872 is the source of this 1832-nucleotide messenger RNA. RefSeq names its product tRNA methyltransferase TRM7. Gene Ontology annotation, cellular component: cytoplasm. Gene Ontology annotation, biological process: tRNA methylation; cytoplasmic translation. The transcript has a single exon. The record is from RefSeq and is a predicted model, not a curated record. Lineage: Eukaryota; Fungi; Ascomycota; Eurotiomycetes; Eurotiales; Aspergillaceae. Gene Ontology annotation, molecular function: tRNA methyltransferase activity. The coding region runs from base 75 to 1442 and encodes 455 amino acids.
CCUCCAUUGCCUGGAAUCUGACUUGCAAUUUCCCACCCUUUACUUCAGUUGCAUUAUCCACGGUCUGAAUCAGUAUGGGUAAAUCCUCCAAGGACAAGCGCGAUGCCUACUACCGCCUGGCAAAGGAGCAGAACUGGCGCGCCCGCUCCGCCUUCAAGCUGAUCCAGAUUGACGAGCAAUUCGACCUAUUCGAGCACGAGAACCCGGAGAAGGUGACCCGCGUCGUCGAUCUGUGCGCCGCUCCCGGCAGUUGGAGUCAGGUCCUGAGUCGCGUGUUGAUUAAGGGCGAGAGUUUCGGGCGCCGCGCCUGGGUUGAGAAAAAGCGCCGGGAGAAGGAAGCCCUCGAACGAGUCCAGAGCGAUGGAAGCAGCAGCAACAACGAGUCGCAAUCCGCGAACGAGGAUGAGACAACAACGGAGGAAGAGCUGAAGCCGCGGAAGAACGUCAAGAUCGUCUCCAUCGAUCUGCAGCCGAUGGCCCCCCUGGAGGGCAUCACGACCCUCAAAGCCGACAUCACCCACCCCUCCACCAUUCCUCUUCUCCUGCGAGCCCUGGACCCCGAAGCCUACGAAUCCACCACCACCGCCACCACCAGCGCUGAUAACUCAUCCCCCUCCACCUCCGCCACCCCAACUCCGACCCCCGUCCGACCCCCGCACCCCGUCGACCUGGUCAUCUCCGACGGCGCCCCCGACGUGACCGGCCUCCACGACCUAGACAUCUACAUCCAAUCGCAACUCCUCUACUCCGCGCUCAACCUCGCCCUGGGCGUCCUCCGCCCCGGCGGCAAGUUCGUCGCCAAAAUCUUCCGCGGCCGCGACGUGGACCUCUUGUACGCGCAGCUGCGCACCGUCUUCGAGAAGGUCAGCGUCGCCAAGCCGCGGAGCAGCCGCGCCAGCAGUCUGGAGGCCUUUGUGGUCUGCGAGGGCUUCAUCCCGCCGUCCAUCCAUGACGGACUGAAGGGCAUGGAGGCGCUCAAGAACCCGGUCUUCGGCGGUGUCGCCGUGACGGCUCCUGCCUCUGCGGCAGCGGGCAGCAACAACGUGGCCGUUGAGGUGACGGAUGAGACGCCCGAGGCGGCGGCGCCCGUGCAGGUGAACCAUCCGGCCCCCGCCAACACGACACUCAACAAGGACAAGGACAACGGCACCGCGCGCCUGCUCCACCCGGAGUCGCUGGCUUCCGCUGUCCCCGAGCCGUUGGCGUAUAAGCCCCUCGCGGAGAAGUUCUCCGUCGAGAACCGCUGGAUCCCGCGCUUCAUUGCCUGUGGUGAUCUCUCCGCGUGGGACUCGGAUGCCUCGUAUGCCCUGCCGCCGGAUCACGUCAGUCUCGACCCCGUGCAGCCGCCUACGGCGCCGCCUUAUCGGCGGGCGUUGGAGCUGAGGAAGGAGAAGGGUGGAGCGUACGGGAAGACGAAGUUAGGGGCCAUGGGUCGGGCUUGAGGUACACCAUGCGCAGCAUGAAUCUCCGCGUGGGGUUGGUGUACUUGGGUCAAUUUGUGUGUGUAUUAUGAUAUGUGUUACGGUGCCCCUUCGUGUUUAGAUUUGUUCAUGUCUACGACUGCUUGCUUUUCGGUUUGGCUUCACGAAGCUAGAGAUCUUUCCUUUGUGUGCACGUGUGUGGUCGGUCGUUCGGGGGACGAUCUGAGGAUCCCAAAAAGAAUAUAGCAGAUAUACCCCAUAGAUUCACAAAAGAUGGAAGAAGUUGGCUUUUGUUUGGCGGUUUUGUCUUCUGGCCGUGGACGAAGGCUUCGUUGUAUAAUACUCUUACCAAUUUCUGGCUGAUAGCUUUGGAUCUUUCCUUUUAUCUUCUACAUUGUCAGCUGCCAGCGC